AUGUCACUCAGUCCGAUGCAUUCUAGUAGGACUGAGGAAGCCGCACCUCAAAAGUUAAGUGAUGAUAUUAGGAUUCUACAGAACAAAUGCGUCUUAGGGGGGAGGCCCAAAACAGGCACAUCUGGGCACAGAACAAUAGUAAGAGUAAAUAUUGUCAUUGGUGCAAAUUAGAAGCUCAUAUUUGUUUGUUUUGGGUUGAAGUUGUAUAGUCCUUAAGGGAGGCUGUAGUCGUGACGUGCUGUUGUAUAUUCUCACGCUUUUCAAACUUCACCACCAAAGGCUACAGGAUCGAUGAGUAGUAUCGCCUCGGUGUUCUCCGCGAUGAAUCGUGUUAAGAAAUACUUGCGGAUCGAAAUGUGGUUUUUGAUUCUCUUCCCCCUUUGUACUGCGUCGAAUUCAAGGCUCAUUUUUAGGCCCAGAGGUAGUGAAUAUCGCGCAAUUAAUCCCAAGCCUGGAGGUAAGGAGAACUUUUGCUAAGAUUUCGUGGAUUUAUAGUCAUUCUGUUUAUUUAUAGUCGGAGAUUAUACUGUAAUCAGUAAACCAUUUCCUAAUCGCUUUAACAGCCAUUUUUCAACGCAAAACUAAAGUGUGAAAGCGUGCGUGUUUAUACAUUCGUCGGUAAUAAUGACUAAAAUCAAUGUAGGAAUUGCCACUGUGUACAUUUUUGAAAACGAUCACGCUUUCUAUAUUUCUAGCCCAAAAUUUCGUCAGAAAUUACUUUCGUGUCUCCAUCUAGAUAAUUUUCCGCUUGACUUACAGAAGAGAGAGCUUCACCCUCAAGUUUGUCUUUAAUUUUCGGAGAACUUUACAAUUUCCCUUUUUCUACGUUUUUAGAUAUUUAAGGAAAGACAGGGAAGUUGUAGGCAGACGUCAUUGCAUAUUUUGCGAAAGGCGGCUCUCACUUUCCACUCAUUCCUGCGAUUUUAUGGCGCGCGGAAUAUAACAGGCGACGUCACUUUCCGCAUUGUGGUUUAAUUUUAGUUUCUUACAAACGAUACGCACUGUCGAGCAAUUCAAAUUUAAAUAGCGUGAAAAUUCCCGGACGACAUGGUUUGAAAUUAGGCGCGUAUAGCUUACAUAAUACAUUUACAGACAGCCUCUCAAUGGUUGCAGAGGAUAGUGAUCACGCAUACAAAGUUGGUAUGAUGUUGAAACCAGUUAUUUGACAGUAUGGAACAUCGCUGCAAAUUAAAUCGCCGUUCAUGUGAUAGCACAUGUUGCGUAACACACUCGUAAUUUCUUGAAAUAAUUCUGGUUGAUUCGUUUGGUUGUAGUUAAUUGUCCUAGGUCCUCUCGCACUUAGGCGCCAUAUACAGCGACUCUUGAAAGUUCUAAUUCUGUUAAUGAGCGUUUUCAUACUUUCACGGAAACAGUUCGGAGAGCCUUUCUCGAUGUUAGCAGAUUGACCCUGCACCACAGUUGAAGUUUUAGCCCUUCAAAGGAUCGAUUGCUAAGGAAUCCGUUUAAUUAACAACCUUGGAUCCUUCCCUUUGACACAAAUAGUAGAAUUCAGUGCCUCAAAGGCCAGAACUAUUCGAUGAAUGUACAGUUUUAAAAGUUCUAAAGUGAGUUAAAUCUUUCUUUUUUUGACAGGGUGUAAUUUUGGGAUUCAACAUAAGGUUAUCGACGAGAGCUGGCACCCGGAUGUAGCCCCUUUCGGGGUUUUGUUUUGCGUGAUAUGCACAUGCAACAAGGUAAGACAACAACGCAACCUAUUCCUUUUUUUUAGGCACACGGUUAUAUCUUGGUCGAACUAACACCUGGUGCAGUCCUACACCAAAACAAUUCGCUUAACGGUUCCAUAAGUAAAACAUCAUUAUUGAAAUCAAUGCAGUUUGGAAAGGCACACCCCAAACGCUCUCUGCCGCUUUUGAUCUGAUGCUAUCACUUUCUUUCAAACGCGACCCCACGGCAAGCCACCGCAGAUAAUUUAUCUUUUCAUCCUCCUUAAUCCUUUUCACCUCAUGAUUGUAGAAAUUUAUCGCAUUUGUUUCUGCAAUAGUGCAAUUAGCACUCAAUUGAAGCUAGGAUCUCCCGGCUAGGUGUCUAAUGAAUCUCCGUGCUUCGACACACCUACUUUGUUCUCAUUUCAUAUUUACAACAAAACACUUAUUUGUUUGAAUUCAAUUCAUUCGCCUAUUAAAUAGAUCCUUAGUACAAGCAUUCACAAAAGGCCUUGUCUACCCGAUUCAGGAAAAGACUUUGUAAUUAAACUAUACAGCCGCCAUACAUUCUCAAUUGCACGGGUCACGGGUAGACAAAAUUAUCACACGUAGCUCCAUAUGAACUUCAGAUAAAACAUUUAUUUGGAGAAAUCUUUUCAUUUUCUAGGUGUGUCGUCGAAAAAUACCGGCAGAUAUCUAAAAAUCAUCUGAAAGAAAAAUCAAUUCCGAGGCUUGCCUUUUGAGAUUACUAAUUAAUAGAGCGCAAACAAACUCAUUUUAAAACACGAACAAAAAGCUUCCUUUAUAGCUCCGUACCCCACGCAAAGGGCCGCCAUCGAAUGAAAAGUUCCCUUUAUUUUGUGACAGAAUCCUUUUCUUUCUGUCCGUGUUCAAUUUAUUCGACGGAAACAUGAGAAAUGUUCAAACAGAGAGUAAACAUCAGGAAGUGAAAUGUCGUCUCAACCUACAUUUGCGAACACCAACGACACGUCGAAACGACAAGCAGAGGUUUAUCGCCGUAAAAAUUUAUGUUAAUCAGAUACAUCAUCAUCGAGACUGGUUGGUUUACAAUUUCAUCUUUGAGCAGAUAAAUGCCGGCAGUUAAUCCUCAAUAACAUCUUUAAUUCGAGUCGCUCGGCCUUUCACUAGUUGUUUAUUAGAUCCGGAAAUCCUGAACUAUUGUAAAGGUUAUCUGUCAAAAGUUCAAGUAGCUACAAAUAAAAAAAGAUGGAAAAACAAAUAAUAGAACCAUUUUCAAUUGGGUUUCGAGAGUAAUCUGGGAUUGGAUUGGCUUUUCUUCACUGUGUUCAGGGAGAACUCGGACCAACUUCUCAACCAAACAGAUGCAAAACUUCAUCUAUUCUCGGUUCAAUAAAUCGUAUUUUCUCCUGUUUAUGACUUUCUGCGUGUAAUUACCAUGACUUCAAUGCUUUCUUUCGAUCGAUAGGAAUGGGAAUUGCGACUCUCAAUCGAAAUGCCCUCUUUGUACUUUACUUCAGCAAAGAACACGUUUUGAUACAUUGCUGCCACUAAGUAAAGAAAUUGUCUUGAAGUAAACUACCUUCCCUUUACACUCCAUUUUUUUGUAAAGAUUUUAGCUUCUUGAGCUUACAUCUAAAGCCGUUUCGUUUCUCGUAACAGAUUUCAAACAACUCUGAAAAAGGGAAGGUGACAUGCCGGAAUAUGCGAAACCGCUGCCCAACUACAUCAUGUGCUCGGCCUAAGGUUGAAGAAGGGCAUUGCUGUCCAUCGUGCCCAGACGGUAAGACAACAAGAUCAUGAAUAAUCUCAUUUUAAGCUCAAGAAAACUCUAAUUAAUAUGGGAAAAAAACACAUCUUCAGUGAGCUUCAUUCAAACAGCGCUUUGAACUAGUUGAAGUGACCACAGAGACUGAGUAUGUUUUGGUUUUUUAGAGUUAUUUGCCGCAGACUAUGUACUAAUUUUUUUUCUACAAAUAAAUUGUAUACACAAAAAUUUUUCUUCUUACCGUGUUAUAAGAUCAAAAGAGUAUCCUAACCCUUCGAAAUAUGUCUUCAAAUGUGCUGAAGAUUCAACCACGAACGUCACUAUUUUAAGAGCAACUCAGUAACCAGGCCGCACACAACGCAUGAUGUCCCAGAAUUCAACUCAAAUGGCGGGAAACACGACGUGCCUUGUCAAUAAGCCUCACUGCUUUUAUUUGACUGACCCUAAACCAAAAAAAAAGCCUCUUCGCCAGGUUGAGUAAUUUAGCGGUAUCUAUCGAUUGCUCUUAGCUGAAGGGUCAGGCAAAAUGCCAUCAAUCACUAGGAACUUGAAGUUAACUUCGGUUCACUUGGCGCUAGCUGUGAUUCUACCAUUGCACGUGAAUGGUUUUGAAAAGAGAACCACCUCGCAAGUGAGCUCAUUUAACAAUUAUUUAGGCGAAAAAGCGAAAAUUCAUUAUGUAACUUUGCGGUUUCCAUAAAUUAAAUGUUUUUUUUAAAUACAAACUUAUUUUGUAUCGUUUUUCUUUUAAGAGUUCAUCUCAUUACUGAGGGCACCUGCAUCUUCAGUUUCCCGCCAAAAUGGCGUGGGACGCGUGCAUUUCACUCUGGUGCGAAACACACUUCACAUUUCAAUACGUUAUGAAGGGUAAGUACUGAUAUUCUCGUUUCUGAGAAUUUUGAAUUUGUUGGUUUGAUUCGACCACUUAAUUUUAAAUAUUUUUCAUCGCAAACCACAGGUCUCGAAAGCUUCGCAUGGCUUCGUUUAAAGAUUCCAAAGGAUCACCACUGAAGGAAAUAAACAUUCCGAAAAGAUCUAUUAAUGGAUCCCAGGUUAGUACUUUUAAGAUGGACCAAGAGAAUGUCUACAGUUGAUAUUCUCUUGUUACCUUGUCUGGAUUGAUUCGAGGAAAUUCGAAAAUUUUAACCCUCUCCUCGUUCUCGACGAAUUUUUAUCCAUGGAAAAUUUCCGUUACCUUUUUCUCUGGCGUUUUCCAUCUUCCCUGACGUUCGGCGGUACCCAUAUUUGCACCCUAGAGGAGUGAGGUAUUGUGAGAAUUAAUAGUAUUGCCUGAGAACAUACAAAAACGACCCGGCCAGGGAUCGCACCUAAAUCUCUAUGUUUGUGUAGGGUUGUUCAAAACACAAGUUUACUCAUUCGAAGACCACACCUCGAGAGCCUGAGCUCGGUAACUUUAUUUGGGCCCUGAGCCGUGUUUUGAAAUCUAAAUCUAAGGAAUAACAGCACGGGUCUUAGCUCAAAAACCAAACCAUGCUGUUUCGUUUUCUGAUUUUUUUAAACUAAAAAAACUAUAAACUCUCGAUCUUUGAAGGCGAACGGGGCAAUCAUAAAACAUUUUCCAGGACCAGUAACUACUGAGACUUUCGAGAGACGGUCCCUAGCAAGGAGUAGUGUGAGUGCGAUUUUAUAACCCAGUUCUUUAUCGAUUUCUCUCUUUACAUAUCAGUAAUUUUUCAACAAAUCUUUCAUAGAGUUUAAAGCUUGCGCUUUCUGGAAUCUAAGAGAUUCAAGGGAAAAAUGUGAUUGGAAAAAAUAUUUUAGUUCUGUUAAAAAUGUUUUACCAGCCUUCUUAUUGCAAAUUUAACCAAAACGGGUGACAUCGCAUUCAAAAACAACAAAUGUUUUCCCGGACACAUAUUUUCUCCAAAAACGAUGAGUUGGCAAAAAAUUUGCUUUCAGUGUCGCCUCGCCAAGAAAACUUCUGUCGUUGGUUUUUUUUUUGUUUUUUUUUUUGCGUCGUUUCUGUUGCCAAAGUUUGAUUAUUGAUGCCUUCUAACGUAGGUAUGUCUUGUGUGGAAUCAACUGAGUAAAAAGAAUAUUGAAUCCUUUAAACAAGGACAAGUUAGCAUGGAAUUGAAACUCAAGCGACAACAGAACGCAGUUGGACUCACUGGAGACAUAAUAAAGUACGAUUCGUACUCGCAAGGUAUGUUUCUCAAACAGAUGUUAGAGACUUUACGCAAACCAAGACGGCGAAGGUAACAAGAAAAUUGCAAGACAAAAGAUCAGCUGAAAAAUAGCACGGCUAGUGCGUUUCAUAACUUUUUGCAUUUCUCAGCCAUAUUCUAAAAAACGGCAACGUGAAAUCACCAAAAUAUGCAUGGUCUGAGAACGGAAACACCCAGCGCAAAUUUGUUUCAGUUUCCACUUGGAACUCAACGCCGCUCAUAUACGUUAUACUGAGGUUGAGGUGUGGCGCCUUACUAGACUGUAAACACUUUCAGCCAUUCGCGACAUUCAAACUGAAAUAUAAGUUCAUUCUUAAAUUGACGUCGCAUUCCUUGGCGUUGCCGUCUUGACUGCUGAAGGUCCCUUUUGCUGAUCGAUAUCACCAUUGUCGACCCAGCGGGUGUUCUGUGAGUUUGGGUAUAUUAUACAUCGCUGAGAAGGGCAAAGAUAGUAUCAAUAAUGAUGCCGACAAUUGUGACGAGUUCAGUUAUGAAUAUCAGCUCUGGAAAAAGCCGACGUGAAUCAGUGCUGAAAGAAAAAUAGACAGAAAUCAAAAUAUACCUUACUAAGAAGGCCGCAAAAUUUAUUUCGUGAUUUGAUUCUUUUUCUAUGGCACUUUCUCAGAGGAAAAUUUCUAAUCAUUCGUAACGGAGUAAGUUGAGCAUGAUAUUGUUUAUACGCAUUUUUCGCGUGUGUAGAACAAACAUUAGAUAAAACGGGAAUUUCCUGCAUGGAUGAACCUCAAACCCACGACCCAGAAAUGUGCUACAUGCUCGCAAUACAUUGGGAUACAAUUGGAAACGACACUGGAGGCAUUCGCCCGUGCAUGGCACGGUUUUUCGUAAACUUCCUGCCAUCUCUCAACCUUCCAUACCUGUUUCUAUAGUUAUCAACAUCAAACGGAGAAAACAUCAAUAUGUUUCCUGCUUUCAAAGACAAAUGUCUGGGUCUUUUUAACAACUUUCUGAUGGUACCUAAGUCACAACAGGAAAAUAUAGAAAGAACUGAAUUCAGUCGCAAAGAGAGACGUGAUCAGCUUAAUUAAAGAAGAUCAAAAGCAAUUUUCUGUAAUAACGAUCAUGGUACUAAUUUUAAAAUGAAGUUUUCAUCACGUUAUGUAUAGGUUGUGUUUUUCUAAGGCUCCAAAUUAAGAAAACCGUCGUCGAAAUUGCAUCAAUUAAACGGUCUUCUGAGCCCAAUAGAUGUCUGCUAUGAACAUACAUUAAAAGAUAUUGCGCGACGACAUCAUGGUGUUUAAGAAAGUUUUUACAGGCAUUCUAUCGUGUUUAGAAGUGAUAAUGGUUCAAUUGGUUGUUGAACGAUUAUUUUGUCAAUAUCAACAACAGUCUUUGUAUUAUCAGCUCGCGAUGAACUAUAUUUGAUCGACGACACCAGCCUCAGGCGAAGUGAAAUGCCCGGCGAUGAUAUCAUUAUAUAGGGGCGAUUAUGAACUAACUAUACUAGCCUGUUUCCCUGCUCAUAAGAUUUUUCAAUAAAUUUCUUCCUUAGAAAGACACACAUCAUUUUUUUUAGAGGAUUUAACCUUUACUUGACAUUCAAACAAGUUUGUUGACCAGCUAGUAGCUCAUUUCCAAAGUUUACUUCUAUCUAACUCUGGCCAUGUUUAUCCACACGCGUGGGAUAUUUGCAAGAGUUAUAUCCAUGAGUGCGCUCAAAUCUCAACUAUCGGUAUACCAAAUCUGCACAUGCAAACAGAACUUUCACUCGUCCUUCACCUUUUGCCUUUCCUUCACCUGUUCGAUCAGAUUGAUCAAGUGAUUUGUUUAUUUGAUUGCUACACAAAACAAAUUUCUGAAAUACAUCGCUGCAUAUUGAGUCAAGUUCACGCUCGCAAAAGUAUCUUCAGAAAAAUUCAGUUCUAUACACUGCACUCGUUAAAGUGACGAGUGUGAGCUAAUUAUUCCAUAGCAAGGUCCCGGGUCCUUCGUUUUCGACUGAUUAAAGGUCAUUUCAAGGAAAUAAGACCACUUAUUUUUCUCGGCCAAAGGUUUUCUUUUGGCUGUCAAAUGUUCUCAAAAAUCUAAUACAAAAGGGUAAUUUUGUUUCUUUAGAUAUCUGACUGCAUAUCUGGCGGUGAAUUUUAAUUCUAUAGCUUGUUUUUCAUUUGGGAAUUUCUUAAUUUGCACCAGAAAUAAGUUCCAGUUUGUUCAUUUUGGUGAAGGAUAUUUUUAACUUCAUUGAGGGACGGAGGAGAAGAUAGUUUUUCAUACUUGCUUUCGAGAAUGUGCGAUUAAAGAAGUCCCUGCUUGCUAAUUAGAUGUGGAAUAGUGCGCAGUAAAGAUACAAUGUUUUGAUAAAGAGCGAGCUUAAUAUUUAACAUUUAAUUCAUCUCUUUCCCCCAACUUUUUUAUUACCAACUUUUGGCUGCUUCGAUAAAAGUUCAAUUUGGAAUUCUACCAGAAUACUUUUUGGCUUGAAGUGUUAGAGUGCAAAUUUUUUUGAACAUAAAAAGUAACACCAUUCUACUAGAAAGGUUUUAAUUCCGUUUUCUUCUGAUUUUCACCUGUAGAAAGCUUCGAAGCACUGCUGUCGUCUGAUGAUGAGACAUCCAAUGCGUUGGCUUCUUUCAACUUGGCCAAAGGUGGAAAAAUUCUCAGAAUGAAUCUCCGCUAUGAUGGAUCACACAGCCUAGGUGAGAAAAUGGCAAACAGGACAUGUUGCAUAUUUAUGGUUUGACUAAAGAGCUGAUUCCAAAGUUAAAUAUUUUCCUUCGAUUGAGCUCAAGCUAAAGACCUUGUGGUACACUAUUGUAGGCUAAAUGAAAAUAUUUUUUUAAUCUGAAAAGCAUUCUGUUUACUUAUUUGAAAGGCGAUGUUAAAAGAAUACUUUGUAAAGAAACAUCGAAUUUGUGGAAAACUGAACGUAAAGUAAAGAGCUGGAAGAAGAUCUGUGAUAGUCUCUGCCGUUAAAUAUCUAACUCGAUUUACACAUCUCUCCUUGCUCGCAGGCUCAGAAACUCAGAUCACGAUCAAGUUGACCAGAAAUCCUACCAAUAACAGAGGAGCUCGUGAUGUGAAGGCAAUCGGCCCGUCACAAAUUAAGCAAGAGGUGAACAGCUCUAGACAGAAACUUUUAUCUUUCAAAGCGUUAGUAGAUACCAGCGGACGCCAAAGUGAGGCGUUACUUGACGGAAAAAAAUUAAAGUAUUGGAUUUUGAUCUUUAUUCAUCUUUGCAGAAUUCCAACUUAAAAACGGCGUGGCAGAAUCCUCCUGAGCAUGUGCUGAAGUGGAUGUCGCGUGGUUAUCUAAAUAUCACUGUGAUAUUGAACACUGGAGACCAAAAGACGAAACUGACCGGUCAAAUAAGCAUUAAAAGAACUUGUAACAGUAAGUGACAGUUAAUAUUUUUUGGAACGUGCGGUCAUUACAAGCGGUAUCUUGCAAAGUUAAUCCUUAAAGUACCCUGCAGAUCAGGGUAAAAUUUUACUCAUUUCAAGUUGAAUUCUUGUUAUUUGGCUUGGGUCGAUAACAGUUUUUCUUGGUUUUUUUUUCCACAGCCAUUGUCUCCCAGCUCUCCGGUCGAGAAGCUCCUAGGCCCACGAUGACAGGCGCCAGCGGUUAUGCCUCCUUUGAUUUUUUCAAUAAUGGUCAAAUACGUUAUCAGGUAAUUUAUGUUAAUCAUUCGGCAAAUGAAACCUGUGGCUUAACCCAGGUUUUAAGGUAGAGCAUUUGGUAAAAACUUGGCUAAACUGGUAGGUUAGAGUAACUAUUAAGCACGUGUCAGUGGUAAUCGAGAAUUGCAUAAAAGGAGUAAGUUUCUAAAGAAACUGUGGUGCUGCGUCCGUGGGAGAGUAUAACGGGGUAAUUUAGUAUUAUCAACCGAGUUCAUAAUGUAAAUUGGCCACCAUGAAGGGUUUAAAAGAUUUACGGUGACCAAUUUACGUUAUCAACUCAGUUGAUAAUACUAAAUUACCCUGUAAUCAAGAGUUGUUUAUUUGUUGUUGCAGAUUUUGCUAUCGGGAAUGGUAAAUCCUGUGACAGAAAUCAAUCUUCAAGCCACAAACCGCAAGCAAAAAGUGAAAAGACUUUCACGAUCAGUAAGCUUUGAUGAACACGGGCGAAUUAAGGUCAGUUACUACAGAAUCAAAUUGCAGCGUAAACGAACACUUAGACUUACCCAAGGUUAAGUUGUAAACUUAACUCUGUCAAAAGGAGAGAUGCAUGUAACACACUUGUCAUGUACGUAAGACCCUAAUCGAGACAAUUCGAACCUUGCUUAGUUGCGAUUACAUGACUGGAUGCUCUGCCAGGCUAAAUAGAGCCACAAGAGAGCUCUUUAAAACUUGAUGCAUAUAUCACAGGUAUACUGUAUAAUUUUCACAACGGCAACAUCGAGACUUACAGUUUGCAUUGGUGUCAGUGUAAAGAAAUGGUAAAUUGUCCAAAAAAAUGUUUAACUUGUGUCACGAAAGCCUCUUUCUUGGCAUUUUAUCAGAAGUUUCACUGAAGUCACUCAAUACGUACCCACAUCUUUACCUUUUCAUGCUGAUCGUUUGUACAAGUGGAUGUUUAUUCUUGAAAUUAAGAUCUCGUUGCAUUUUAGUUGACAGGGGUGUGGCUGAGGCCGUCAUUUCAAGAAAUUUGUUGGUUAUUUAGUGGCAAUAUAUUCAUCAAUGUCAGCACCCAGGCGAAUAGGGGAGGAGAAAUGUAUGGACAGCUGAAACAGUUUCCCUUUAGAGGACACCAUUUGUCAUACCACGGUAAGGAAGUAGAUUAGGUUGCAUGCUUCAGUUCCGAUCAAGUUUGUUUUUUUUAACCUGUGUUUACAAUAAAUAGUUUAACAUCCCGUGGAAGUGUUGAUGAAAACUGCGGUCAUUUGUUCCUUGAAACUUUCGCUCAACCCCGCCCCAACUCCUUGUUCAAAAACUCAGUUGGCACAGUUUUAUUCAGGAAACUAGUAAGGAGAUUUAACUCGUUUAACUCGAAAUUUUUACAACGACUUUUCCCAAGUAAACUCCUGCAUUUCAUAAAUCUUUGAGGCUGAACCCUCUAUGUAGGAUUUCUCCUGAUCGAGAGCAAUUUUUUCCUUCUCCUAGAGAGUUUUUGUUUUCCUCACUGCCGUUCUUUGUAAUCCUAAAAGGUGUCCUCAAAUGUCAGUAAAAUACAUUUCCCCCAGCGGCACGAAGACAAUGCUCUCCUUUGCCAACAGAAAUCGCUAUUCUCCUUUCUCUAGAUCCACCGACUCUCUUAUCUGGUAACGAAGUUGUUCCCAGGAUUCAAACUGGCGCCGCGGGGCAGGCCUGGUUUUCACUCGACAAGAGCUGUGCACUGCACUAUCACCUGAUCCUCAGUGGCAUGGACCGCGGGCGCAAGAACAUGAGGACUGCAGAACUCUUAGGCUUUGCGGAUUAUGGCGAGGUGCCCCAGUCGUACGAUGAACGUGUGCACUUGUUACGAUCAUUUGAAGGAGAAACGGUUGGUGUUCGUGUUGCUUGUCAUUAAUGCAGCAAUUUAUGUUCACUAUCAAAAUGGGGUUAUACGCGAAUGCAAGUCGCUGUGAUUCAUUUUAUCCCAGCGAAUAUUGAAAGAAUUCAAAUCAGUUUAUAUCCGUGUAACUAGUUUCACGGAGAAUUCUCCGUGUUACACGAAGCAAAUUACCGCUACAAAACGUCGCUCAGCACGUGCGGGCAGAACUUUAAACAUUCACACAAUACUGUGAUAAAUCUUUCGUUUUCCUGAAUGGCUCUGACCAAUAUUGGAAGGAUAAAGUUAAGGGAAAUUCAAAUUAGCAAGAAUUGGCCUGCCUUUAAGCUAUGAUAUAACUUUGUGACUCUAUAAGCUUUUCAGUGGAUGGAACGGCAGUGUUUUUCUUUUCUUGAAUAAGUUUUACUUUAGGAUUCGAAUGAAAUAAGAAAACUCAGGAGUAAAUUUGAUCAUUCGAAUUUGCGUUAAACGCCGUUUUAAAAAUUUCCCCAGACGAAGUGAAGACGCACUCCGACAACAAAGUAUUCAAAACGUUAAGAACGUCGUCGCUUUGUAAACACGACGUGCGGACCUAUAUAUUGCCCUGUCGUGGCGACCUCUCAUGGAGACGUCAGGUCGCAUAAUAUAAAAAUAAGAUUACUUUACGUCCAGACGAUCCCGAGCUUUUGCCGCGUCAUUCUUUCAAGUCUCUUUGUGUUUGCAAUGUCCCCUUAAUCAAUUUCAGAGCUGUACAAAGCGCGGAUCUCCAUGAUUCUUUAACGUAGGUCAAAUGUACAAAUCACAGUUUAAAAAUUUCAGAUCAACUUCGCACAUCUUAUUAAGUAAAAAACGAGUUCGCAUUAUUAAUAUUAUUUCCACCAAAAUAUAUUUGAAAAUUUAGCAAUAUACCAAAGAAUCAAACUAUAUGCAAUUAACGAUAUAGAGAGAACAUUAAUCAACUAUAAAAUCUUAAGUCUAAGUAGUUACACUACAAAAUUAGUGCACAUUUGUCUACGUUAAUUUAUUAAUCAAUUAAUUUAUUAUAUUAUUACAUUAAUUUAUUAUAUUAUUUAUUAUAUUUAUUACUACAAUCGUCUUCAUACUGCUGCUUAACUUACUCUAUAGAAAUAGUUCCACGUUUCGAUCUGAACCUUUAUCAGUGUGUUGAUAAAACGUUAGCAAACUGUAAUAGUAUUAUCGUAUCGAACGUCAAUGGAUAUCUUACAGCUGCAAACGAAAAUUUCAAAAAAAUUUAAUGAGUAAAUCUUCAUUUCUCGCAAGAUACUCCUUGAUAAAUCAAUCGUGCAGGGGUAAUAUCAAAGGGGAAGAUUUGAAAGGGGCAGAUGCGAGGAAAACGCACGCAGAAGCGAGGAAGGAGGGAAGCCAUUUGACGUUGUCUCGCGUGCUUCCUCGCGCGUUUCUCUCAUAUCACAUGUGUCUUGUGGCUUCCUACGUUCAGUCGCACUUUUCUCACAAAACGUGCGUUUCUCAUCAACUACUCGCCUGUCUCACAGGUCAGCGAUUUAUAAUCGAACCGUUCACGCCCGUUUUUCAGAUCUCUGGCUCCGCGCGCAACAUCGAACCAGAGUUCCUUGGUAACCUCAUUCGCGGACUUGUUUACCUGCAAGUAAGAAGUGAGGAAGUCCCACAGGGAGAGCUGAGGAGCCAAGUCUUCUUAAACGAGGACAGCUGUAGUAAGAGACUUCCUCCUAGAGGGCGGAACGAAUUGCCUGGCUCUUGCCACUUUGGUGACAAAAUAUAUUCAGAUGGGGAAAAGUGGGUCUCUGAAGAUGAUAAGUGCACAUCGUGUACUUGUGAGGUACCUUGAUAUGAAAUAGAAACUUCAAUUUUGGAAAUUGAUGUUAUUUCUUUAGGCAAAUAUUAACAAUUCUGUUUUAACUACCAACAGGACAGCGAAAUUGUUUGUGCCCCUCUUAAGUGUCAGCGGUUAAACUGCACAGAAGCACCUAUCAUGUUACCUCAUCUAUGCUGCCCGGUUUGUCCAGGUAUUUUGAACGAUUUUUGAUGAUAUAAAAAAAAUCAUGUAGCUCAGUGUUUUUCAGAGAGAGAUUCUAGAUUGAGUUCAUGUGAUCGACUCUUUGUCAAAGAAAAGCAUUAUUUAAAAUGAACAACCAUAAAUGUUCCAAUACCAUUAAGACACAAGUGAGGAUACAAACCCUUUCCCUGCUACAAAAUCUCCCCUAGCCCCAACCCCUGAUAGAAUGUUUCCGACUGAAAAAUUAUGUUUGUCUGAGGUAAAAGGUGUAGAAAAUAAAACAUUUAUCAAUUUUUUCUGUCAGCUAUCGAAGAAAAAGUUGUGAGAUAUUACGAAAAGAGGCAGCGUCCGUCCUUGAAAGGAUGCUAUGUAAAAAGAGACAGAAAAGUUUAUCCAGUUGGCGCUGUGUGGUAUCCCUAUGUACAGCCAUUUGGUUACAUGAGAUGUCACGCCUGCACAUGCCUGGUAAGCGGUUGUUUACAUAAUCACAUGCGCCUGUGAAUAUUUAUAAACUACUAUUAUGGCUCAAAGGUUUGUUUUUAGUCGUUGUUUUUAUUUAUGAACACACGUUUUCCCAUAUUUUUUCUCAGAAAAAAUCAGAAGAAAUAUCAUGCACUCAAGUGAAAUGCCCAGAACUUCGAUGUAAAAAUCCAAUCAAAAUGCGCAUGAGUGACUGCUGUAUGCGAUGCCCUGGUAAGGAGUGUUUUAAUUAGCGUUAUGUAACAUAUUACAGUGUAUAACUUCCGCAAACCUGAAUUGAGAGAGUAUGAGUUGAACCGAGUAAAGCUGGGGAAAAUAAAGAUCAAAUGAAAUUUUUUUGAACGAAUUCCAUACUAAGAAGAUCCUUAUCUUUUUGUUCCAGAUGACGAGGAUUCAAAAUCAAAUGGAGGCAAGAAAGUUAGAAAAGGUAAAAUUAAUUCAGACUUAUAUAUUCAUGAACUGUUGUUACUUUCCUAUUGCUUAUAACAAAGAGGCUGACGGCAUUUUUCAUUAAUAAUAAUUUCCCCAGGCAAAUUACUAAAUUGAAAACAUUCUAGAAGGCUUAAUAACUUUGACUAAGUGUAUCAUCAUUUCACUGAUGAUUAAUUUUUUUUUAGCAGGAAUGGUUCACUAGCGUGAUGUUAAUCCUUAAAUUUUACUUGGUCCGAUGCGAUUACAAAGACAAGUAACAGAAAGUUUGAAAUGUUAUCUAUUGUCAACUUAUUUCUGAUCUUUAGGCUGCACCUUACGUGGAAGCAACUAUAGACACGGACAAACAUGGAGGCCAUAUUUCCCGAUAUUUGGCUCUUCAAGAUGUAUAACGUGUAGGUGCCAGGUGAGACGGUUUUUACUGCAUUUCCUUUCCUGAAAAAUGGCGGCCAAAAAACAUUGGUCAAGACUACCCGUGUCUCUAUCUCAACCGAUCAGAUGCAAAACUAAAACCAACUGGGACUUACUUAAUCGUGCGCCUCAGUUAUUUUGCUUGUUUUUACCUUUAAUUUUUAUCGGCCACCUGUAGUAUUUUCCAUAAUGUGCGAUUGCUUUGAUUGGUCGUUAAGCUUACUAUGGUAAGCAAAAUGCGCUCUAUGUUCCGUAAUUGGCUGCAAAAACUUGUAGGUGCAAGUCAGCUUAUGAACAUCAAGAAAUCAUAGCGGAGCUCACAGGGCGUAGCCCUUUAAUUAUACAAAAUAGUAGUAACCCAUCAAGCCGAAAAAAUUUGGAUGUACGACCGUACGACCGUACAAGGUACUACUUUUAACAUGCGUGGUCAACUGUACCGCGGGCACGCCAAUGUUACGGCUUUGUUCAGUAGUCCAGCGGUCAGUGCACUGGGCUCCGAGCCGGACGACCCGGGUUCUAUUCCUGGCUGGGGCAAGGCGUUGUGCCCUUUAGACGUGCGGGGAAAAAAAAUGCGAGCUCCGCUUUUAGGCUUGGCUAAAUCUGUAUAUUAAUGCUUUGUUACAAGUCAGUCACGUUCCUUUCCAUUGCCUGGCGGAGGAAAAUAUUGCGCUUUUCCACAGUUUUCUCUUGUUUAUGUCUUUUUCUUGUUCCCUAAAAUGACAUGUCUGAGUAUUUAUUAAUCGUAAUUUCACAGAUGAUUACAGUAGUGUGAUAGUUUUGUUCCUUGAUUCACAGAACGGGCGAACGCACUGCUUACGAGAUCCAUGCCCGAAAGGACAAUGUAGAAGUACGCUCCUAAUUGGGGCAUCGACGAGUUGUUGCCAGGCGUGUCCAGGUAGUCAAAAAUGAACGUGUUUAAAUGUUUCCUUUUGAGAAAACGUCAUACGUGAUUUGAGGAUGGCAAAGGGGGAGGGGGAUGGUCUUUAUUCCGUUUCACGCACGAAUUUAGAAGGGAAACUUGAACUCUUCCCUUGCCUUGCCCUUCUGUCUAAAUUCAGGCGUCACGAAUUAAUUUUGGGCUUAUGUAUACAUUCUAUUCCACCCUCUGAUUUGAAUUCAGAAUCCCUUUGAAAAAUAGAAGCAGUAGGCUUCUUAGUGCCUGCUUGUGCUCUUGAACAACUUUUAAAGAAUCUUCGACUGAGAAAAGUAGGUUCCCUAAAUGGUUUUAAUCUUAUUUGUUUAUGUCUGCCUGAAUAUGUUGGUUACUCAGGAGUGUUUUAUUAACUUGACGUUUUUGCUGCUUGUUUAGGAUCGUGAGACCGACUAUCAACUUUAAACAAUUCUCCCCGAGGGAUGAUCUUGGAGUGAACCACAUAGUCUGAAGUCUGUUAAAAUGUCCGAACAUACUUCAACGAUAAAUCCAACACUUUCACCUGACGAUAAACGCACGACAAAAGAUCCAGUGAUUAAUUUGACUUCCAUUCGACGAUGGCAUAACUACUUUGGCCAUAAAGCCGGAUUAAGAAACUAAAAAUGAUUUCUAUACUUUCCUGUGAGAGGAAAAAAAGAGACCUCAAGCUCAGAUAAUGUAAAAUAUUCCCCUUAACUUCGACUCGUGGGGAUUUUUCAGCGACACUUUCUUCGUCUUUGGCGAGUUAUAUUCAUUAGACAGGUAGCCUUUGGUUAUGUAUGUUUAACGCUCAAAAGGCGUGUUCCUUUAUUCUGAAUAAGGUAAUUUAGUCCUUAACGAUUCCAUCGUGAUGAAUUUGUUAUAUUCAAGACCCAGGGUUCUACCAUAAUCCUUCCAUCCCAAAAUUCAAUGGGUGAUUCUCCCUACUUCUGUACUUUACGUUGUAAUAUAGUAGCCUUUAGUGCCGAACAGCGCUUCAAGUUUGAGCAUCAUAAAACUUAAACCAUAAUAAUCAUAAUGGCCAAUCAGAGCGAAGGAAAAACCUCUAUAAGAUAAAGAGAACUCGGCGCAAAACAAAAGCGCGGGAAAAUGUAAGGAGUUGCCAUUGGUUUAACUUGGCAUUUGACUGGCUGACAUGGUGGCGCGAGUGUCCUGGACCGAUCAUAGAACAUAGUGAGGCACAACCAGUACGGAUUACUUUGGACACUCAAUCGACAAUUUCUCAAUGAACAUAACACCUAGAGCUGAUCACUUUAACUAAUCUCAUCACCUCUUUACUUGAUAAUGCAAUUGCAUUGUAAGGAAAAGCUACAUAUUAAUCUCAUCUGGAAGUUGGGGGGGAAGUAAUUAGGUGUGGCCAAAUGACUUGCGCACAAAGCAGAGUUUGUAAAAUAAUUGUAAUAAUCCCAUUCAUUAUCCUUCCCUGCCAUCAUGUAAAUUGCAGGUCUUAUAUUCCUUUUCCCAUAGAUUUUCCCCCAAUUUACUUCCCCGCACAGGCUCCCCAACCCCUUUUGGCCAAAUUAUGAGGUAAUGUUUCUACUUAAUUGUUAGAUGACAAUUGAUUUUUUUAAUUUAUUUCCAAUUGGACAUAUCAAGUGAUUGUGAACGGAUGUUCAUAGAUGUUAAAAUAAUUAUUGCAAGUGACACAAAUUAGUGAAAAAACAAUCUUUGGAGUUCUCCAAAGUUAACUUUCUUGUUAAUAUAUUCUGCUUUGUAGAUAGCCAUGACAAUGUGAGAUAACAUUAAAAACAUUUUUUUUAACUUUCAUAUACCACUGACUGUAAGUUUCACCUCAAGAAUUCAAAUGAAAAAACUUAAUUUUUUGUUAGGACUUGAAAGGCAGGCUCCCCU
Pocillopora meandrina is the source of this 17102-nucleotide messenger RNA. Lineage: Eukaryota; Metazoa; Cnidaria; Anthozoa; Scleractinia; Pocilloporidae. The record is from the annotation of a GenBank genome assembly.